This is a messenger RNA of Argentina anserina (silverweed cinquefoil), 2323 nucleotides long. RefSeq lists its product as uncharacterized. The transcript is spliced from 11 exons. The coding region runs from base 113 to 2104 and encodes 663 amino acids. The record is from RefSeq and is a predicted model, not a curated record. Lineage: Eukaryota; Viridiplantae; Streptophyta; Magnoliopsida; Rosales; Rosaceae.
UUCUAAACCUCUGAAACUGAUAUUUUAGCACCAACCCAAUUCUCUCAGAAACUCCGCUCUCACAAUCCAAAGUCUCCAUCUUGAACGCAAUUCGAUCGAAUCUGAGGACACCAUGAGAAGUGUGCAUACUGUUGAAGUGAUAUGGAGAGGAAAAAAGAUUCAUGUCGAGAUUGAUUCUGGUGCAAGUCUCAAGGAGAUCGGGCAAGAGCUGCAGAGAUUGACUAAUGUCAAAGCAGAUACACUGAGGCUAAUUGUUCCACAGUUUCCAGAUAAAACCUCGAGAUUGCUGUCUCCUUUCUCCGAUGAGCAUGAGCGCCUCAGUUUACAGGAAACAUCUAUUCUUGAGGGAAAGUCCAUCAGAAUGAUGGGAGCAUAUGAGAAUGAGGUGGAUGAAGUACUACAAAACUCAAAGGCAAACUUAAGGAUAGCAGGAUUUGAUGAAGAGGAAAAGAGACUGAGGCAGAGAAUGUCUGAUAGGCCUCAUACUUCCCUGAAACUUCCACAAGGACCUUAUAUCUUUAGUGAUUUCCACACACUUCAACUUCCAGGAAUUGAGUUGAACCCUCCAGCAUCUGAGGCCCUGAAAAUAAUGCACAUGCUUGCUGCAGAUCCUGGGAUUGUUGCUAUCAUGAACAAGCAUCACUGGCAUGUGGGAAUCAUGACUGAGAUGGCCCCGGUCGGUUAUGUUGGUAUAAGUCCCAAAUGCAUCCUCGGCUUUAACAAGAAUAAGGGAGAGGAGAUAUCUCUGCGUCUCCGAACGGAUGACCUUAAGGGUUUCCGGAAGUAUGCAAGUAUCAAGAAAACUCUUCUGCAUGAGUUUGCUCACAUGAUAUUCUCUGAGCAUGAUGCAAACUUUUAUGCUUUGGAUAAACAGUUGAACCAAGAAGCUGAGACAUUAGAUUGGACAAGAUCAAGAGGUCACACACUAAGCGGAUCUAGGUAUACAGAGCAUUAUGAAGAGAACUCCUAUGUUGGAGAGGGAAGUAAUUCUUCCCACAAGCUUGGAGGAAAUAUGCCUGAUCAACUGGUCAGUGCUCGUGCAUCUUCAGUGGCUGCUGCUUAUCACAGACUAGCAACUGCUUCCAACGAUAGCAUCUCCGAGGUACUUGAACAGUCAAGUCUUGAUGGUUAUGGAAUCCAUGUGCAUGAAGAAGACGAGCACGUGAAAUUUUUAGAUAAAAGGGACUUGGAGAUUGAAAGUUCUUACAAAGUUCAGAGUCAAAAUGAUUUGGAGCCUGAUCCUGAUGACUGUAUUGGCUGUGAGAACAAGUUUAAGCCCAAUCCUGACAAUUCCCAAGGACCUUAUGAAUCUUACUCAAAGUCUACAGGAAAGAGGAAAGAUGUCGAACCUGACCCUGAUAAUCUUGAAGCUUGUUUGAAGUGUGAUAUUGCUGCUGAACCUGAACCCUUACACCCUCAGGAGAUGGAGAUUUUGGAAAGCAGUUUUCAACCAAGGAAUCAAGUAGACGAACCUGAUCCUGAUGAUUAUGAUGUAAAACGGGAUGAUUCAGGAUCUGUUUCAAAUGUUAAUAUCAUAAGACCCAACCAGGAUGAGUCUGUAGCUACUGAAAUUACAAAAGAUGAAGCCAAUUUGAGGAAGUCUUAUGAAGAACCCGAUCCAGAUGCCUCUAUGUCAGAUGGCAUUAUUCAACAAUUAUCUCAUUCUGCUGGUAGUUUCCUGCGUCCAAAUGAAGUAUCCAGUAUGCAGAUCGCUGAACCAGAUCCAGACGAUCAAGAAAUUCAAAUAAUUCAAGACCCUGUUACAGUUGCGUGUAAACGUAUGCAGAAGACCAUUGAGAUGUUGCAAGCUGAGGUUAAUCCCACACAAGCUGUGGCAGUACUCCAAACUCUAUUCAAGAUAAUAAGGAAUGUUCUUGAACACCCAGGUGAAUCUAAAUACAGAAGACUGCGCAAGGCUAAUCCCAUGAUUCAGAAGAAUGUAGCAAACUAUAAAGCUGCCAUGGAGUUUCUGUUUCUGAUUGGUUUCAAUGAAAAUGUUGUGGAUGAAAUUGGACGAGCUGAGACUUACCUAGUGUUGAAGCGGGAUGAUCCGGGCUUGUUGUGGCUUGCCAAGUCCUCCCUUGAGACAUGUAUUACUGUUUAGUCCAAACAUCUAAAUUUUCAGCCUUUGGACAUUUGAUAAAAAAAAAAUCUGCCCUGUGAUAUCCAUUUAUUGUGCUUCAAGUACUACUUACAUAUUGUACACGCAGCAUUGUACCAUCUUUGUUUAUGUAGAGCAUUUCUCUGUAAUAUAACAUAUUGUAUCCCAGAUUACCAAUAAUAUGCUUGAGACUUCGACAGGGUCAACAACAUUACAUGUUCG